AUGAACGUGACCUCGGUGACGUCACUGACCCUGGUCGGGCUCGAGCCGGUGUCGGCCCACGGCCCGGUUCUGUUCGCCGUGCUGUGUUCGGUGUACGUGUUCGUGCUGUGUUCGGACAGCCUGGUCGUGUACCUCAUCUGCUCGCAGAACUCUCUCCGUCGGCCCAUGUUCGCCUUCGUGGCCGCGGUUCUGCUGAACUCUCUGUGCGCGAGCACGGCGCUGUACCCGAAGCUGCUCGCGGACGUGUUGUGGUCUCGCGGCUCGGUGCAGGUGUCCCGGGCCGCGUGCCUGGGUCAGGCCUUCGUGGUGAUCUCUCUGGGCGCCUCGAGCUUCCUGCUGCUGGCCGCCAUGGCGGCAGACAGGUACCUGUCUAUCUGCCGGCCGCUGCGCUACGCCGCGCUCGUGACUCCCGCCUUCGUGUGGGCGCUGCUGCUGCUGUGCUGGCUGCUUCCCGCCACGCUCGUGGGCGGCGCCGUCCUAUUGGCCAGCCGCCUCCCGCUCUGCCGCUCGCGCCUGCGCAGGCUGUACUGUGACGUGUACAGCCUCGUGCGGCUGAGCUGCGGAGGCCGCGCGGCGCUGCAGAGCGAGCUGCUCGGGCUGCUCCUGUCCGCGGGGACCGUCGCGCUUCCCGCCGGCUUCGUGCUCUUCUCGUACGGCCGCGUGCUCACCGUGUGCCUGCGCCGCUCGCGGGCCUUCAGCAGCAGGGCGCUGCACACCUGUCUGCCUCACCUGCUCGUCUUCGUCAACUAUUCUGUCAGCACCGGCAUCGAGCUGCUGCAGCGCCGCCUGCAGGCCGCGGGGGAGCCGUCCAUCGUCCCCUCCUUCCUGGUGGUCAUGAUCCCGACCGUGAUGAACCCGGUGGUGUACGGCCUGAAGAUGAAGGAGGUCCGGCGGCACAUCGAGCGGCUGCUGGGCUGCCAGAGAGCCGCUCCGUGA
Molecule: messenger RNA, 936 nt
Organism: Larimichthys crocea (large yellow croaker)
Lineage: Eukaryota; Metazoa; Chordata; Actinopteri; Sciaenidae
Product: olfactory receptor 2AG2
Exons: 1
Coding region: 1-936 (311 amino acids)
Biological process (GO): G protein-coupled receptor signaling pathway; detection of chemical stimulus involved in sensory perception of smell
Cellular component (GO): membrane
Molecular function (GO): odorant binding; olfactory receptor activity; G protein-coupled receptor activity
Source: RefSeq, a predicted model, not a curated record